Molecule: messenger RNA, 783 nt
Organism: Camponotus floridanus (Florida carpenter ant)
Lineage: Eukaryota; Metazoa; Arthropoda; Insecta; Hymenoptera; Formicidae
Product: small integral membrane protein 14
Exons: 5
Coding region: 225-536 (103 amino acids)
Cellular component (GO): endoplasmic reticulum
Source: RefSeq, a predicted model, not a curated record
AAUAGCGUAUCGCACGCCGAACGCGGCGAUUGGUCGAUCGCGUCUGCCAAUCCCACGCGACUACGACUACAUAUUUGUGAACGCACCUCAAUCAUGCCUCAAUACAUAACACGACUGAAGACUUGCGUCCUACAGUGUUCACAGCUGUUUCGCGUCACGCAGUCCUAAUUUGCUUUUUCGUCUGUUACGUUUCUGUUACGAUUUUGUGAGAAAACUACGCUACAAUGAGCGACGAAGGAUUUGAUCCGUGCGAAUGUAUGUGGAAUCACAGAUCUAUGCAGCAUCUACUUUCUAUCUUACGACAAUCGCAAAAUUAUUGCUCGGAUAUCGAAUGCUUCAGCGUGUCGAGAAUUCCAGGACCGCAGCAGAACAUUCAGGAAUCUUCAGAUUUCCUUUUUACUUGUUUAAUUAUUGGCUUUGUUGUUUUCUUAUAUGCAUUUAGACCGAGAUCCUUGCGACAAUCAAAUAGAAAUAUCAUCAAGAGCAACAAUGAGCCCAGUUCACGUGGCGAUCCACCUUCACCACCGACGAAUUAAGAAAUGCAGUAUUAUGAUAUUGAUGGGAUCUAUGUUAAUAAUAGAGGAAGAUAUGGUGAACACGUUAUUACAUCACAAGUGUUGUAAUAUAUGCGAGAUAUAUAUAAACUGUAUUUCUUAAGAUAUAACUCCCUAUAUGUACACGAUAAUUUUAUACAAUGUAAAACAUUUUUCUCUCUUUUAAAAUUUUCUCUCUAGCUAUACAUAAUUAUCAUGUGCCUGGAUCAAUAUAUAUAAUAUGAAUAUA